AUGGGAGCAGGGCAGACGCGAGUGCUGACCAGCACCUUUCUGGAGGAAGAUGCAGCCUCCAGCGGCAGGCCUCUCGCUGCGGUGCUCUUGAACUGGACCCUGCCCUCCCUGGCUGCCAGGGUCUGGCAGAGAGCAACCCUGCGCAUCUGCGCGGACGGCGGCGCCAACCGCCUGUACGAUGAGCUGCGGGGCCCCAGCCACGCCUCGGACUCGGUGCCCAUGCCGCACCCCCACGCCAUCAUCGGCGACCUGGACAGCAUCCGCCCGGAGGUGGCGGCGUACUAUCGCGACGCCGGAGUGGCCAUCACAGACCUGUCCCACGACCAGGACUCCACCGACCUGCAAAAGUGCGUGGAAUACGCCGCGGCCCACGGGUCCAGGCCACAGCACAUCGUCGCCUUUGGCGCGCACGGUGGGCGGCUGGACCACAUCCUGAGCAACCUGGGGUGCCUGUAUCGUUACCGCCACCUCAACCUGGUGCUGGUGGGGGAGGGGAACAUCACACGGCUCGUUCCCCAUGACACUGAGAUGAGGAUGGGGGGGCUGCUGAGCACCAGCAACAUUCUUGAAGCUGAGGAGGUGGUGGUGGAGUCGGACAGCGACCUCAUCUGGACCGUGCAGUGCAAAGGCUGA
Messenger RNA from Auxenochlorella protothecoides, 633 nucleotides. RefSeq names its product Thiamin pyrophosphokinase 1. Lineage: Eukaryota; Viridiplantae; Chlorophyta; Trebouxiophyceae; Chlorellales; Chlorellaceae. Gene Ontology annotation, biological process: thiamine metabolic process; thiamine diphosphate biosynthetic process. Bases 1 to 633 code for a protein of 210 amino acids. The transcript has 4 exons. The record is from RefSeq and is a predicted model, not a curated record. Gene Ontology annotation, molecular function: ATP binding; thiamine diphosphokinase activity.